Molecule: messenger RNA, 1342 nt
Organism: Spinacia oleracea (spinach)
Lineage: Eukaryota; Viridiplantae; Streptophyta; Magnoliopsida; Caryophyllales; Amaranthaceae
Exons: 8
Coding region: 105-1043 (312 amino acids)
Biological process (GO): mitochondrion organization
Cellular component (GO): mitochondrion
Source: RefSeq, a predicted model, not a curated record
CAUGUAUAUUCCUAUUGAAAAAUAAGGUUUAAUCAAGAACUCUAACUCUAAAUAAAUUCUGCAAAUAUUAUUUUUGAAACGUCGAUAACAAAGGAGGAAGAACAAUGUCUUCUCUAAUUCGAUUGGCGAAAUCGAGUUCGAGUUCUUUGAAACAAGCUAAAGGGGUGCUUGGAUCUACAAGAAAUAUUACAACUUGUUCAAAUUUAGUUCUUAAACAAGUUUCCCCUCUCCAUCAUCCUCUUCCUUGCGCUACUUUCUCUCGCAACUUCUUCACCAUUACUGAUAAGAGGUUAAGUUUGGAUGAGAGGUUUAAAAGGAGAACAGCAAUGAACACUGUGAUCAAUUUCGUGCCUCAACAAGAAGCCUAUGUCGUUGAACGUUUCGGAAAGUACUCGAAAGUUCUGGACCCUGGAUUCCAACUUUUAGCUCCAUUUGUGGAUAGAAUAUCUUAUGUACAUUGUUUGAAGAAACAAACUAUUGAUAUCCCUGAACAACCUGCCGUUACUACAGACAACGUUAGCAUCACCGUUGACGGUGUUCUCUUUGCUUCGGGGAUAUUACUCCACCUUCAGCCAAAAGAACAAAUAAGGAAUAAAAGAGCUGCGAUUAUUAAAGCUGAAGGGCAAAGACAAGCUCAAGAAACGAUAGCAGAAGCUAAUAAGCGACAGCAAAUAUUAGAAUCAGAAGCUAUAAUGGAGAGCACAAUCAACAAAGCCAAAGGGAAAAGUGAAGCGCAAGUAACAAUAGCAGAAGCUAAUAAGAAGGAGGAGAUAUUGAAAGCAGAAGCUUAUGCAAAAGCACAAGAAAUUAAAAGUAUAGCGGAUGCAGAAGCAAUCAGAAUUAAGGGUGAAGCCCUUACAGAAGAGGGAGGCCAAGAGGCUGCAAACCUUCAGAUGGCGGAGUCGUAUAUGGGAGCUUUCGGUAAUAUAGCCAAGCAGUCAACAACGUUGCUGCUUCCUGCAGCUAUGGAUAAUCCUGCCAGCUUUAUAACACAGGCUCUUGCUGUGUACAAGCUAGACCACAUUGCCACAACCUGCAGAUAAAGCCUUAAUAAACCCCAACUGAAUAAGCUCGUCGAUCUAAUGUUAGUUUUUGGUCAAGAUUUCGUAUUAUGAAUUUAUGAUUCCGUAUAAUCUUAUCAGAUAUGGUUUUGUUAUCCAUUAGGAUGAUAACUUAAUUAAUUAGACUUGCAAAUUGCAAAUUGCAAUUUUCAUUUGACUUUUAUGUUCCUACCAACAAAUUACUCCAGUAGUAUUUAACUAUUUUUAAGGAAGAUUGUUAAAAAAAAAUGAUAUUUUAAAAGAGUACGGAGUACAUAGUAUCAAACAUACUCUUGUUACAU